GUAUGUGCGUGUGCUUGGAAAUCUGGUACAUGCCAUUCAAAUAAAAACAAAGCUCUGUCAGUUGGUAGAAGUAAUGAUGGAAAGGAGAGAUGACCUUUCAUUUUGUCAAGAAAUGAAAUUUAGGAACAAAAUGGUGGAAUACUUGACAGACUGGGUAAUGGGAACAUCUAAUCAAGCAACAGAUGAGGAUGUGAAAUGCUUGACAAGAGAUUUGGACCAGGCGAGUAUGGAAGCAGUGGUCUCUCUUCUUGCUGGGCUUCCACUCCAGCCUGAAGAAGGAGAUGGUGUUGAGUUGAUGGAAGCAAAAUCUCAAUUAUUUCUCAA
This is a messenger RNA of Passer montanus (Eurasian tree sparrow), 324 nucleotides long. RefSeq names its product neurofibromin-like. NCBI's taxonomy places the organism in Eukaryota, Metazoa, Chordata, Aves, Passeriformes, Passeridae. The transcript has 3 exons. The annotation marks the transcript as partial. The record is from RefSeq and is a predicted model, not a curated record.